CACCCGAGAACCAGUUUGAACAUGCCCCGACCGACCGCCCAGCCGCGCCACUCGUCGCAACAACGGAAGGGCCGCGCUAGCGAGGAGUUCGACCGCAGAUUCGACGGCCCGUUCGGCCGCCCGAGCCUCGCCAUGGCGCGCAGGCGGAGCUCGGCCCAGCCGCAGAUCACCGAGGGCGAGGAGAUGGAGAUCGUCGAGCCGACGGUCACGGACAGCGCUGGCGAGCAGGUGCCCGUACCGCCGUUCCAGCCAGAGCCUCCCAGGCUGGGCUACACGCUGAGGACUAGGAAGUGGGCCAUCUUUUUGUUCUGGUCCAUCAUCUUGUUCGACUCCGUGGUCAUGCCCAUUGCCCUGUACUUCGGCCUGUGGUACGGUGUGGGACCGGGCAACCCUGCCAAUGAGAAAUUGAGCGCGAAUACCGUGUUUAGUAUUGUUACGGCGGCAUUGGGCGGUGCGAGUAUUCUGGAGUACUUUGUCCGAUUUUGGCGGCUAUAUAAGAAGGACAGCACCUGCAGGGUCAUCGGAGCACAUCGGUGGUAUCUUGACUGGUUCCAUUGGAUGUUCACCCUGGCUUGGAUCGUCGUUAUGAUCGAACUGAUCGUCGGAUCCGUGCAGGAGGACCCAUACGUCCGCCUCCUCUCCAUGCCUUUGGCGACCAUGCUAUUUGUGUUCGGCACGCUGCUCCUCGGCAUCGACACCUGUCGAUACUUCCAAGUCCCAGCGCCCUGCAGGAUCUCGUCGGUACCCAAGGGCUCCCAGCUGCGCCCUGGCAUCUACUCGCUCAUCGAGGACAUCUGCGCCGUCGACGGAUCGGGAGGCACCGACUACCGCGUAGCAUUCGACAAGCGAUACGAGGCGAGCCAUAUCUUCCGGUCCAUGCUGAGGAGGCUAGGCAUCUUCUGGGCCGUCGGCGCCGAGAGCUGCGCCGUGCUCUGUACGAUAUUGAUUUUCACCCUGAGCGUAGACGCCGCCUACACCAUUGGGUGGAGUGUGCCUUUUGUCUGGGCUGGCAUCUGGACUGGGGCCACGUUCUGGUAUGCGAAGAGGGAGCUGAAGAAAGAGGCGGAGCUCUGGAAUGCCGAAGCUGCCAAG
Messenger RNA from Truncatella angustata, 1092 nucleotides. RefSeq lists its product as uncharacterized. The record is from RefSeq and is a predicted model, not a curated record. The annotation marks the transcript as partial. NCBI's taxonomy places the organism in Eukaryota, Fungi, Ascomycota, Sordariomycetes, Amphisphaeriales, Sporocadaceae. The transcript is spliced from 2 exons.